Molecule: messenger RNA, 1840 nt
Organism: Cynoglossus semilaevis (tongue sole)
Lineage: Eukaryota; Metazoa; Chordata; Actinopteri; Pleuronectiformes; Cynoglossidae
Product: apoptosis facilitator Bcl-2-like protein 14
Exons: 7
Coding region: 157-1023 (288 amino acids)
Biological process (GO): regulation of extrinsic apoptotic signaling pathway
Source: RefSeq, a predicted model, not a curated record
UGUAUUUAAAUCCAGGAAGUUCAGUUCAUUUGAGCGUAACUUUGAAGUAGGUCGAAUCCGACGUGGAAGCAGGUGAUUCUUUCGACCUUUAUUCCUUUGUGUGUGUGCGUGUGUGUUUAUCAAAAACUUUUUCAUUCAGGAUUUACCCGAGCUGACAUGGCGAACGGACAUGUAGAAAUCUACGACCCGUUGUCCAACAAGGACGGACAAAAGAGCAGCGUAGAUGGAAGUGAUGACGACGACGGCGCUGAUGGGAUGGAGGGCACGCUGGAGUUCAAACUCCUCAUGGUCUACACCAAGAGGAGGCGUGACGAGCAUGAUGGAGGUCAGACUCCUGAACCCAAGGGCCCUCCAGUGGAGAACCUGAGUAACUUUGACAACAACGUCACCGACAAGAAGAAAGGAAAAAAGAAGAAGAAAAAGAAGGGAUUUAAAAAAUUCUUCAAAUUCAGCUGCAUCAAACCAAAAACGUCUGAUGACGACGUAGGACAAGAGGCUUGUGCCCCAGAACCUGAAUCAGACAACAGGAUGUUAAUUCCCCACAUAGAUGAAAAAGAGGAGCUGGAAGACGCCGCCGGUGAGCUGGCUAAGAUCGCUGAUGAAGUCCCCUUCGUUCCAUCAGAACUGCAGACGGACUGUCCAGAUGACGUGGAGAAGCUGAUCGCUCUGGUGCUGCGGGAGGCUGGAGACGGACUCAACGAGCGGGAGCUGAAGAACAUGUCUUUAUUCAAAGAGAUCAUCUGGAACUACAGCUUCUAUAAGAAGGUAAUGAACGGGCUCCUCAGCGCCAUGGGCCUCAGUUCUGCUGACCCUGAUUCUCCAGGUCCACACGCGUCACCCAAAACCCAGAUCGCAGUCACCUGUGAGGCCACGAGCCGUUUGUCAUCUCUGGACACUCUGCCCAUGAACCGACUGCUGGGCUUUGGAGCCAGGUUUCUUAAGGAGUACUACUCGUCCUGGGUACAAGAACAGGGCGGAUAUGAGGUGGCCUUUGAGAGCGAGGCAGAGGAUGAAGUGGAGUGACGAGUGAAGCUCUUUGCUGCUUCCUGUUGUCACUGCAUACAGAUCUAAGAACUGCUCACACGUCGACCUCUGGUGUGAAAGGAUCAUCGGUCAGGAGUCGGUCUCCAACACCGCCACCUCUUCCCAAGCCCCCGCAGGCUCUGAACGGAAUAACACAAAAAAUGAAAUGAGACGUGUUCAGAGGCUAAAGGAUGGAUUUUGCGGCGGAAUAUUGGCUUUCUGUGACAUUUCAUGUACACUCUAAGGCAUGUCAAACAUACGGGGCGCGGGUCAAAACCAGACCGCUUAAUGAAUUUUGCAAAUAAAAAAAAUACAUAUCCUGAAUACUUCAUGUUCAGGAUGUGGCCCCUGAACCAAAAUGAGUUUGACAGCCCUGCCCAGUCUGUGGGAGCCAACAGUGUCUUUGUACUGUACAGUGUGCUUUAGUUUUGUUGUGUUAGUAGUAUAUAUAAUAAAUUCUGCUGGGGUAUCAGGUUAGUCAACACUUAUGAUGUCAAAAUAUCAUUAGAAAAUUGAAUCUAAUGAGUUGAAUAUUGAUGAGCACUUAUGCACUUUUACACUACGGAUACAUCUACACAAAAAUCUUUAUGCUUGUGCUGAGGGACGCUGUGUUUGCUUUAUUUAAUUGUUCUGGUGAUGGGUACCUUAUUUUAACUGGAAACAUAUUGAUUAUCAAUAAAUAAUAUUAAUUUUAUUUUAUUUUAUUUUUUACUUUUUCUCUCUCAAUUUGUUUGGAAGAAAAAGUUCUAUUAUUUGAGGCUCGGGAAACAGCACCCCCCUGUGGCUGAAGUCGUAACAAUAAAUGCUGGAGCUGUGA